CUCCCACCCCCCUGGCCUCCAUGCUGGCUCUCAAUCACGCCAAACUUAUGCCUGCCUCGGGGCCUUUGCACUUACUCUUUCCUCUGCUUGAAAUGCUGGAUCCAGGACAAUCACAUCUCUGGCUCCUGAUUCAAACUGGAAAAAAAAUCUUUUUUGUUCAGGCUAAAUAAUAAAACAAGCCUCAGGGCCAGUUUUGACCCAGUUUGUCUGAUCUAGAGCUUCCAAACGCAACAUGUUUUCUUUUCCUUGCAAAGCAUGCUUCCUGCUUGGUUUGGCCUCAUUUAUAUCGAUGGCUUUAAGACCUGGUCAUAGAGCACGUCAAGGAAGCAUGGAACACCGUGGGCACAUCUUGAGCAUCUUUCUGUCUCGAAUCUCUUUCUCUAGCACCAUCCCUCACAGAGCCUCCCGGAGGGAGUCUUCUUCUGUAAUAUGAACUGGAUCCCCCUGUCACCCCAUCCCACCCCUGAAGUCGGUCCCCCUAAGUUCCCUAGCCUGAGUUUUGAGGCCGUUCACAAGCUGACCUUCCUAGCUUCAAACCUCCCAACCUUUGUUUAUGGAUUUCCCUCUACUACGGAUACCAUUUCCCUCUUUUUGAGCCUAACGACCACAUAUACAGCCUUCAAAGCCCAGUUCAAAUAUCCCUUCGCCUGGGACACUUUCGCGGGCUGAAUUAAGUCAUUCCUUUAGGUCUGUCUGCUUCAUAUAGUCUUGCUGCACUGACACAGAGGAUUAGGAAGAGCUGCAGCAGAGCUGUUUCUCUUUUGACGCCGUGACCUUGUGAAGGUCGCGGAUCUUGUCUUAUUAAUCCUUGCCAUCCGAGUGUCCAGCCCAGCUCCAUGCACACAUUAGGCCCUCAGUAAAUACUUACACAAGAGAAUCUAUCUGCCGGUACCUAUCAGUUCACUGAUUCAAACUCUGGUGGCCCUGUGUAGCUCAGAAUGCAAAACACUUGGAACAACAGUUCUCCAGUUCCACCACCAGUUCUUGGCACGUGCUCAGUAAAUGCUUGAAUGAAUGGAUGAAGGCAUGCAGGAGUAGGUGAUGAAUACUGAGGACUUGUUGCUUGUGGUCUCACAUUAACUGUACCCUUUUGAAUGCUGCCUUGCUGGAGUCCAGUUAAUGACAGAGCUGGAGGAAUACGUAGCUGGAUUCUUGGUCUGCAGAACAUUGCCACCUGGUGAGGAAGAGCUGGGAGACACAUGUCUUGGCAACAUGCCUCAGAUCCAGAGACCAUGAGGCCUGUCCUUCCACCGGCCCCACCAGCAGAUAAAAGAGGAGGAGGGAAGAGACCUGCGGAGCCAUCCUCCAGAAGCCCUGGAGCUGCAGAGCACGGGCGCUUCUUUCAGGAAAGACGAGGUGACAGCGGUGGAAAGGUUGCUUCUGCUUCAGAGAGCGUUCAUCUUGUUGAAACACGGGUUCCCUUGCAGUAAACAGGCACGUGCCCGUGCUUUCUGUGUGCUGUUCUUUGUGACGGGGAGGUGACAGGCUCCCACCCCUGCGAUUGCAGAGGGAACCACUGUGGAGCUGACCCAGCACGGAAAACCAUCAGGGUGACCUUGAGCUGCAAAACUGCUGUCCACGUGGACUGGGGCUGACAUUGCACGUCCAUCUGCCAGGACCCCUGCGUCCAAACUCCGAGACAUGGCGACCAAUGGCAGCAAGGUGGCCGACGGGCAGAUCUCCACGGAGGUCAGCGAGGUCCCCGUGGCCAAUGACAAGCCCAAAACCCUGGUGGUCAAGGUGCAGAAAAAGGCGGCAGACCUUCCGGACCGGGACACGUGGAAGGGCCGCUUCGACUUCCUCAUGUCCUGUGUGGGCUACGCCAUCGGCCUGGGCAAUGUCUGGAGGUUCCCGUAUCUCUGCGGGAAAAACGGCGGUGGGGCCUUCCUGAUCCCCUACUUCCUGACGCUCAUCUUCGCGGGGGUCCCCCUCUUCCUGUUGGAGUGCUCCCUGGGCCAGUACACGUCCAUUGGGGGCCUGGGGGUGUGGAAGCUGGCCCCCAUGUUCAAGGGUGUGGGUCUUGCCGCUGCAGUGCUGUCCUUCUGGCUGAACAUCUACUACAUCGUCAUCAUCUCCUGGGCCAUCUACUACCUGUACAACUCCUUCACCACGACGCUGCCAUGGAAACAGUGUGGCAACUCCUGGAACACAGACCGCUGCUUCUCCAACUACAGUGCCAUCAACACCACCAACAUGACCAGCGCCGUGGUGGAGUUCUGGGAGCGCAACAUGCAUCAGAUGACAGACGGGCUGGAUAAGCCAGGUCAGAUCCGCUGGCCCCUGGCCAUCACCCUGGCCAUCGCCUGGAUCCUGGUGUAUUUCUGUAUCUGGAAGGGUGUUGGCUGGACUGGAAAGGUGGUCUACUUCUCCGCCACCUAUCCCUACAUCAUGCUGAUCAUCCUGUUCUUCCGUGGAGUGACGCUGCCCGGAGCCAAGGAGGGAAUCCUCUUUUACAUCACGCCCAACUUCCGCAAGCUGUCGGACUCCGAGGUGUGGCUGGAUGCGGCCACCCAGAUCUUCUUCUCCUACGGCCUGGGCCUGGGAUCCCUGAUCGCUCUCGGGAGCUACAACUCUUUCCACAACAACGUCUACAGGGACUCCAUCAUCGUUUGCUGCAUCAACUCUUGCACCAGCAUGUUCGCCGGAUUCGUGAUCUUCUCCAUUGUGGGCUUCAUGGCCCACGUCACCAAGAGGUCCAUUGCUGACGUGGCGGCCUCAGGCCCCGGCCUGGCGUUCCUGGCAUACCCGGAGGCCGUCACCCAGCUGCCCAUCUCUCCCCUCUGGGCCAUCCUCUUCUUCUCCAUGCUGCUCAUGCUGGGCAUUGACAGCCAGUUCUGCACGGUGGAGGGCUUCGUCACCGCGCUGGUGGACGAGUACCCCAGGCUGCUCCGCAACCGCCGGGAGCUGUUCAUCGCCGCUGUCUGCCUCGUCUCCUACCUCAUCGGCCUGUCCAACAUCACCCAGGGGGGCAUUUAUGUCUUCAAACUCUUCGAUUACUACUCCGCCAGCGGCAUGAGCCUGCUGUUCCUCGUGUUCUUUGAAUGUGUCUCCAUUUCCUGGUUUUAUGGCGUCAACCGGUUCUACGACAACAUCCAAGAGAUGGUCGGCUCCAGGCCCUGUAUCUGGUGGAAGCUCUGUUGGUCCUUCUUCACCCCCAUCAUUGUGGCGGGUGUGUUCAUCUUCAGUGCUGUGCAGAUGACGCCUCUCACCAUGGGGAGCUAUGUCUUCCCCAAGUGGGGCCAGGGCGUGGGCUGGCUCAUGGCCCUGUCUUCCAUGGUCCUCAUCCCCGGAUACAUGGCCUACAUGUUCCUCACCUUAAAGGGCUCCCUGAAGCAGCGGAUCCAGGUUAUGAUCCAGCCGAGUGAAGACUUUGUGCGCCCGGAGAACGGUCCGGAGCAGUCCCAGGCCAGCGGCUCAGCCCGCAAGGAGGCCUACAUCUAGGGGUGCGGGGCGGCUCGCCCACCCACGCUCUCACCCCCCCGCCCCGGCUGCACGUGACCACCACUUGAAGUCUGAAGAUACCGUCUAUCUCAACCUACCUCGAGUGGCGAGUCCAGACACCAUCACCAGGCAAAGAGAGGGAGGUGGGGACAGUCACACCCCCGGGGUUGAGGGGCUCCCGCCAUGGGAGGAGUAGAUGCUCGAGGGCUGGUGACCUUUAUAACCCGGCCUCCCCGCUCCCCCGUCAGCAUCGGCCACACGGCCGCUGUAGUAGAUCUUUUUUACUACCCCGCAGGCCAGGGAUACGUGGCGAGGCCGUGCGCUCCUGGCUUUUAGUUUUAAUUCCCGACUGUUCUCUUACUGCCGAAACCCACGACUGUUAUCUCCGGCUUGGCAGGAGUUGGGUUCUGCCGGGAAUGCUGCUCUGUGCGCGUGAGAAGGGUAUUUUCUGUAUAAUGGGCAUUUCCAGGGAGAGCUCACCUUUAAUAAGAGCAGGGAGCCAGCACUUGCGUGUUGUUUUUCUCCUUCCGAGGCAGCUUGACAGCCCCCCGUCCACCCCCGCAGGUCCAUCAGUAUUCCCAGAGCUGUCUUCUGAAGCAGUCGAUCCAGUAACCUGUUUCCCUUCCACCUAACUGAACGGGCAUCUCUGCACUAAAUUUCCUACUUCCCCCCUCACCCCCCAACCCACCCCGCUCCACACUCCUCUCCAGGCCAUUCUGAGGGCGCGUGGCCGGACAAACCCCCUGCUCCUCGGAAAAUUGCUGCGAAGCACAAUUGAUUUUUUUAACCACCAUUGGUGGUGGAGGGGCUCUGAUCCUGCCGAGGAAGUUCCCUAACCAGGAGCCCUUUUCUUAGGCCAGCCUGCUUUGCAGAGCACAGAACCGUCCAUGGGAAAUGAAGGUGAGGCCCUGUGCUGGACUGCAAAGUGGAUCCAGUGGUCUGAACUGUCUCCUCCUUGAACCGUCUUACCCCUUUACAGCCACCCCAGUCACGCCUGUGGCCCUCUCCCCUCCUCUGAGAUUCCCCAGUGGGCAUCUCCUCGCUGCCACUAAAAUCCACCAGCCCAGUAACCAAGGGGCUGGUGUUAAUCCAGACCCCCUCCCCAAGUGCUUCCGAGAUUAAAACCGCUUCAUCGGGAGGUAGUGUGUGUGCUUUUCCAGAACUGGGCUCCACGGUGGUGAUGGUGUUGGUGGUGGAGGUGGUAGUAGCAGACCCAGUGAAGACAGUUUCUUGCAAGCUCCAGCAAUUCAGCAGUUUCUCAUCUGCUGGGAACAUGGGUUCCCAUGUAGCAAGUCGUACGUCGUGCCCUGUACUCCUUAGCUAGUUAAACUCACGAGCUGUGUUUUACAACUAAUCCUUAAUAACUAUGGUAAUUAACUGUGACUGUGGGUUUUUUAAAAUCUGUCAUCCUCAUCCAGAAGUGACCAGCAUACCAGUUCUUGCAAUAAGCUAUUACCCUCAGAAUAUUAAGCACAUUCUUGUAGAAAAAAAGUUCGUGUAUGCAUAGAAAUGCUCACAUACGUACAUUCAUCCUCACGUGUGGUACCUAGGGUCUCAUUUGAUAUUGUGUAGGAAAUCCACAAGCUUUUCCUGAAGUCAUCUGUAAAAUAGUCUCAUCACUAAGGCAUCCCAGAUGCCACCUGGUGAAUCCAGGAUCAAAAUGCAUAUGUAUUGUUGAAUUAUAGGGUUUAGAACAAAAGGAACCCUUCUCUGUGUCUCAUGGUCCCACCCCCCAGCCUUGGCGUGAAUUCCUUUAAAAUAAGGGCAGGAAGACUUCUAACUUUCUCUUUGUUCUUCAUUCUGAAACUAAGAACAAGUCUUUCAAAGACAAAUGCAGCAUAUUUAAUAAUGUUUGUAAGCAAAUCUAAGUGAGAUGUUUGGCAAGAAAUCCCUUAACUGAUUUCCAUCCAAACCUACAUAUAUAGCACAAUAUUACGUGUCGUACAAUUACUGUGAGAACUGUGAAUACGUGUAACUUUUUUUAGUAUUUACCCUGGGGAGGGAAAGAUAUUGUAUUAUCAUAUAUGCUUUUUUUUUUGCAAUAAGGGUUUAUUCUCAGAACACCAAGUAAAUCUAUCUCUAUAUUAAAAAAUAUAUGUAAUAUAUACAUAUUCAAACUAUAUACAGAGCCUGUUUUAAAAAAAAUUACAGUAUUUAGUAAAAUGAUCUGUUCUAUGGACCAAAUGUAAAAUAUUUAUAAAUGAAGAUGCAUUUUAAAUGUCUAUAAAUGGUGUUAUAACUAGAGCACGGGCGUUAUGUACGUUUCUAAGAAUAUAGAGGAAAAAAUAAUAAAGGUUCUAUGAUA
This is a messenger RNA of Bubalus bubalis (water buffalo), 5746 nucleotides long. RefSeq names its product solute carrier family 6 member 1 (gene SLC6A1). Gene Ontology annotation, biological process: sodium ion transmembrane transport; neurotransmitter transport. Gene Ontology annotation, molecular function: gamma-aminobutyric acid:sodium:chloride symporter activity. Gene Ontology annotation, cellular component: cell surface; plasma membrane; axon. The transcript is spliced from 16 exons. The record is from RefSeq and is a predicted model, not a curated record. NCBI's taxonomy places the organism in Eukaryota, Metazoa, Chordata, Mammalia, Artiodactyla, Bovidae. The coding region runs from base 1642 to 3441 and encodes 599 amino acids.